GAGCGCCAGGCGGCCAGCUAGCCCGCCAGCUCGCGAGCCGCGCGUCGAGCCCGGCAGCAGCGCCCCCCGCCCCAGCACCGAGGGGCGAGCAUGGCCCGCCCGCGGGGGGGCCGGGCAGCCGCGCGCGCCGCCCGCGCCCCGCGCCCUGCCCAGCCCGGGUCGCAGGCGCUCGCGCUGGCCGCUUAGCAGCCGGGGGCCGCUGGAUUCUAGGGGCAUCGCGGAAAUAUCGCCGCAGACGGACACAAUGGCGGCGGCGACGGCUGCCAGCACGGCCGCCACCGCCGGCACGGCCGCCUGCAGCAGCAGCAGCAGCAGCGGCGCCGGCUCCGACGCCGCGGGCGCCCGCGGAUUGCAGCAGCCGCCGGCGCAGCCCCAGCCCGCGGCCGCCGCGCGGGCCCAGCCGCCGCCGCCGGAGCCCCCCAGGAAGCCGCGCAUGGACCCGCGGCGCCGCCAGGCUGCCCUCUCCUUCCUCACCAACAUUUCGCUGGACGGCCGGCCGCCGCUGCAGGACGAGGAGGGGGGCGGCGGCGAGGCGGGCGGCGCGGGGAAGCCGGGGGUCGGCGGCGCGGGCGGCGCGAGGGCGCGGGGCAGCCUGCUGGCCGCUGCGGAGCGCGGAGGCUGCAGCGCGCUGGCCGCGGCGAGCACGGCGGCGUGGGCGGCUGGGUCCGGCCCCUGCCUCCCGCAGCCGUCGCCGCUGCUUCCCCUGACCCCCGGCGGCCACGCGACGGCGCCCGGCCCCGGGCCGGCCCGGGGGUUCGCGAGCUCCGCGGGUGCCGGCCGGGCGUCGGGGGAGCAGUGGCAGCCAUCCCGGCUCGCGCCUCUCGCCGCCUGCGCCCCGCCGCAGUUGCCCGACGGGCCGGGGGCCUUCGCGCAGGAGUUGUUAGAGGAGGACGAUGCGUUUUCCAGCGUGCAGGUGCCGGCGGCCGCCUUCUUGGGCUCCGGGACCCCCGGGAGUAUGAGCGGCAGUCGGGGCCGCCUCAACUCGUUCACUCAGGGAAUCCUGCCCAUCGCAUUCUCCAGGCAGACUUCGCAGAACUACUGCUCUCUGGAGCAGCCGGGCCAGGGGGGCAGCACCAGCGCCUUGGAGCAGCUGCAGCGGUCCCGACGCCGCCUCAUCUCUCAGAGAUCAUCCUUGGAGACCCUGGAAGAUAUUGAGGAGAACGCCCCUCUACGGAGAUGUCGAACUCUCUCAGGUUCGCCCAGACCAAAGAACUUUAAGAAGAUUCAUUUUAUCAAGAAUAUGAGGCAACAUGAUACCAGGAAUGGAAGAAUAGUCCUUAUCAGUGGCAGAAGAUCCUUCUGUAGUAUAUUUUCAGUGCUGCCAUAUCGCGACAGUGCCCAGGUUGGGGAUUUGAAAUUGGAUGGAGGGAGACAAUCAACAGGGGCCGUGAGCUUGAAAGAGAUCAUUGGCCUUGAAGGUGUGGAGCUGGGUGCUGACGGGAAGACUGUUUCGUAUACCCAGUUUCUGUUACCCACAAAUGCCUUUGGAGCCCGGAGAAACACUAUAGACUCCACCUCCUCCUUUUCCCAGUUCCGGAACCUGAGCCACCGCAGCCUCUCCAUAGGCAGGGCCAGCAGCACCCAGGGGAGCCUCGACACAGGUAGUGACCUGGGAGACUUUAUGGAUUAUGACCCAAAUCUCCUGGAUGAUCCCCAGUGGCCUUGUGGCAAGCACAAACGAGUUCUGAUCUUUCCUUCGUACAUGACCACAGUCAUCGACUACGUGAAGCCCUCAGAUCUCAAGAAGGACAUGAAUGAGACCUUCAAAGAGAAGUUUCCUCACAUUAAGUUAACACUCAGCAAAAUAAGGAGCCUGAAGCGAGAGAUGCGGAAGCUUGCUCAAGAAGACUGUGGCUUUGAGGAGCCAACAGUGGCCAUGGCCUUUGUCUACUUUGAGAAGCUUGCCCUCAAGGGAAAGCUAAACAAACAGAACCGGAAGCUCUGUGCUGGAGCGUGUGUGUUGUUAGCAGCCAAAAUCGGAAGUGACCUCAAAAAACAUGAAGUCAAGCAUUUAAUUGAUAAACUGGAAGAGAAGUUUCGGUUGAAUAGACGAGAACUGAUUGCCUUUGAAUUCCCAGUGUUAGUGGCCUUGGAAUUUGCCCUUCAUCUUCCAGAGCACGAAGUCAUGCCGCACUACAGACGGCUGGUCCAGAGCUCCUAGCACAGGCCCCUCGGAGGCCAGGGACCACUUCCUGAGUGAGCAGAGCAGCGCUCACUUCUGGAACUGCAAAAAUAGAACUCAGCACCAAACUUUUCCCUUUCAACAUAUUUUCGUGUAGAAGCAGUACCAGAAACUUUUCAGGGCAUCCUUGAUCUGACUAGCCAAGUUGAACUUCGAGCUGUUUACAACUCAGCAAGGAAAGGAGAGACACAUGCAGAGGACAGUGGGGCCUUUUCAGCUCCCCACUAACAAGAAUCCUCAGCAGCCCACCUGGCCUUCCUCCCAGCACACACCAACCUUGCAAGCGUGGCCCAGGACCAUCUCUCCAGGAUCUGACACUCAAGAGUGUGAUGGGCUGGAGCAGAGCAGAAAAGACAAUUUGCAGAUGUGGGGAAAGCUUUUCAAAGAUACCCACGCUGUAUCAAAAGCACGUGCCAAUCUGUUUUUGUAUCAGCUGUUGGAAGUGCACUUUUUCCUAGGGUGUGUGUCUGAGACCCUGCCAUAACCCUAAGCCCCCCAAGCCAGUCAACCUUCCAAGUAGCCACCCUCAGCUUAGGGCCAUGAACCAGGCUGAAUUUUGGCCAUCAUUUCAAGUUAAUUUCUGGACAAUAAUCACACUCUCAGCACCAGAUGGCCCCACACCCUUCACCCUAGAAAAUGACUGUUUCUGUCACUGCUCCUAUCACCAAGAGGACAAAGAAGACAAGUCUUCGGUGCUGGUGUGUGGUCUGCAAAGACACCACGUGGCGCUCUGCACCUUCUGAUGUCACACUGAGCAUGGACGUUUAACCUUUUCACUUUAGCUACUGGGGAGAUGGCUGGGGUGUGCUCCAUGGCGUGUAUUCCUGUGCUCUAUGUUAGAGUGCAUAAUAAGCACAUUUAUUGUGCUAUCUAUCUAUCUAUCUAUCUCUCUCUCUCUCUAUAUAUAUAUAUAAAGUGUUUUAUUAAAAUCCAGAAUAAGGGUAAGACGCAUGAUUGGUAUUUUGAGGCUUUUCGCAGCUGGGACAAACUGCGUCCUAAGCUGAACUUGAGUGGAUUGAGGAGGCACAACUCGCCAUUAGCACAUACCCAGGGCUACUAGUGCAAAAUUUUGUGACUUGUACUUACGCACUGGGAGGACCUGAUCUGAGGCACAGCACCUCUAGGUCACCUCAUACCCACAACAGAAAAGGGCCCCUGACUGAAAAAGCCUGUGGCAAUGUAAAAAGAGAAUUAAAAUAUUUUAUUGUUUUUAUAUAUGUUUGUGAGUUAAACACAUCUCACCAAUCACCCCUUCCCUGCAUUGCUAAUUCAUCUAAGAUGCCACGCACACAUCCAGUACUGAUAGUCAAGCAAGCUAGAAGUUCAAGGAACACUUGGAGAGAACAAAGACAUCACUUUCUCCAGAGCCAUAGAUAUGUUUUGCUAACUGAUUCAGUUAAGAGACAGCAAUUUUGUUGGGGGAUAUGAUAGAUGUGAUCUCUUUGGUUCGAGCAACUAAUUUUUAAGGGGCAUUUCCUCUUUCUGAGGCCAACUGGGAAGAAAGGAGUAUUCGAAAGUUCAAAGUGUCUCACUUGCCUGAUCUACAGAAUGCCCGUGACCUGCCUCUCCUGGCAUCUGUCAUGUGCAGCUCUGUGAUGAGCCACCCUGGUUCUCUGCCUGCUCAGCCCCCUGGUGGGUGCCUGGCAGGUGCCUAGUGGGUGGAACACUUUUCUGAGAAGCAGGGCCACUGGCAUUUAGAAGUCGCCUGAAAGCUCCCCACUGUCCAUCUGCCUGAGUCUUCUGCCAGGCUCAGGGAGGUGUCAAAUGGAGGACACAGGCCACCAGCCUAGACAGGGAGAGGGCAGCCUGCAUGCCUCCUGUGCCUUAUAAUCAAGCGAAUAUGUUUUAAUUUGGGGUGGUGGUUUUCAGCAUUUAUAAGAUGAAAUUAAGUUGGUCCAUUUUUUUAAAAAGAAUU
Molecule: messenger RNA, 4097 nt
Organism: Talpa occidentalis (Iberian mole)
Lineage: Eukaryota; Metazoa; Chordata; Mammalia; Eulipotyphla; Talpidae
Gene: CABLES1
Product: Cdk5 and Abl enzyme substrate 1
Exons: 10
Coding region: 245-2161 (638 amino acids)
Biological process (GO): nervous system development; regulation of cell cycle
Cellular component (GO): cytosol
Source: RefSeq, a predicted model, not a curated record